Molecule: messenger RNA, 1461 nt
Organism: Prunus mume (Japanese apricot)
Lineage: Eukaryota; Viridiplantae; Streptophyta; Magnoliopsida; Rosales; Rosaceae
Source: RefSeq, a predicted model, not a curated record
AUGAGGUUGAACCCAACGAAGUGCGCCUUUGCUGUAUCUUUUGGGAAGUUCCUCGGAUUCAUGAUCAGCCAAAGAGGAAUCGAGGCCAAUCCCGAGAAAAUCAAAGCCAUAAUCGACAUGGAGACGCCGAGGACACAGAAGGACAUCCAAAGCCUUACCGGACGCGUCGCAGCCUUGACGCGUUUCAUCUCCAAGGCUACCGAUAAAUGUGUACCGUUCUUCAAAGCCUUGAAAGGGGGAAAACACCAUAUCGCAUGGACUCCCGAAUGCGACCAAGCAUUUCAAGACUUGAAGAACUACAUGAGCAAGGCACCACUGUUGUCAAAAUCGCUUCCCGGAGAAAUUCUCCUCCUCUACCUUUCGGUAUCAAGUACUGCCGUCAGCUCGGUACUUCAAAAGCCAGAAACAUCCGGCAUAUUGGUCAAAUGGGCGAUCGAGCUGGGAGAAUUUGACAUACAGUUCAAGCCAAGGCCUGCAGAGAAGGGUCAGGCCGUUGCCGACUUCAUCUCCGAGCUCACACCUGCACCAUUGGAAGCAUGUUCUCCGAACGCUGUUAUUACAGAACCGGGGAAAACGGAUGCCGAGCGCUUUGAUCCUUCUGUCCCUCUAUGGAUCCUGCAUGUUGACGGUUCGGUAAAUCAGCAAGGCUGCGGAGCUGGCUUGAUGUUGACUACUCCAGAUGGACGUAAAGUCGAAUAUGCCCUCCGAUUCAACUUCAGAACCUCUAACAACGAGGCAGAAUAUGAGGCUCUCUUGGCCGGCCUUCGGCUAGCCAAGAGUAUGAGCGCAAAGCAAAUCAGCAUUCACAGUGACUCCCAGCUCAUUGUGAAUCAAAUAACGGCAGACUUCGCAGUGAAGGAUGCCUCCAUGUCCGCCUACUUAUCGACAACCCACCAACUCCUACAAAAGUUCCAGGCCUACGAGAAUCAGCAGAUCUCGAGGUCAGAGAAUAGUCAUGCCGAUGCACUCUUGCGGUUGGCUUCGGCAAUAAACGAUAAGAUCGGAAGGAAGGUGCCGGUGGAGAUACUAUCCCAGCCAAGCAUGGCAAUGGCAGAGGUAUGUACCGUACAGUACGAGGACACAUGGAUGUCUCCAAUUUAUGUCUUCCUAACAAACGGAACGCUGCCCACCAACAAGUCCCAAGCUCGAAAGCUACGGUACCAAUCGGCAAGAUACACAGUCAUCGACGAUGUCCUGUACAAGCGAGGCUACACCACGCCGUAUCUGAAAUGCCUCACCAAUGAGCAGGGGGACUACGUCCUUCGAGAAGUUCAUAGUGGGGUCUGCGGUGACCAUUCAGGGUCCCGGUCGCUGGCAUACAAAGUCUUCCGACAGGGAUAUUUCUGGCCGACUUUGUACCAAGAUGCAAACGUCCUAGUUAAGAAGUGCGACAAAUGCCAAUGGUUCAGUAGUGUCCCUCACAUCCUUGUCGAGCCUCUCUUACCGAUCGUAAGCCCAUGA